UCCACAUUUCUGUCUAGGGCAGAAAAAUAUUAUGCUGAACAUGAGGAGCCUGUAGACUUUUGUAUGGGUGAAAGCAAACCUACUUAGCCAGCCUUUAACAUUGAAACGAGAGAGAGAGAGAGAGAGAGAGAGCAAGCACUGUAUUUCUCUAUUUUUAUAGAUGUAAAACUGUAACCUAACUGAAGAGUACGUGGGAACUGAUACCAGCCUGGGCGUAUUACUACAGAGGGGUUUCCCCUGUCUGCUUCUACAGAAGAAGGAACUUUAUCAAGGGAAGGGGGAGAGUUUGGAAUAAGCAUGACAGGAUCAAAGAGAAAAAAGAAAAAUGCCAUCUGGAGGAAGAUCCAUGCACUUCGCUGUGAAGAUUUCAAAGCGUGGUGUCUGCGGAGGCUGCCUGUGCUGGAGUGGGCUCCCAAGUACAACUGGAAAACAGACCUGGUCCCCGAUAUGAUUUCUGGGGUGAUGCUGGCUGUUCAACAGGUGACGCAAGGGCUUGCCUUUGCUGUAUUGUCUUCAGUUCAUCCUGUAUUUGGGUUAUAUGGAUCUCUUUUCCCUGUUAUUAUUUAUGCUGUAUUUGGAAUGGGACGCCAUGUCGCCACAGGGACCUUUGCUUUAACCUCCUUGAUAUCUGCAAAUGCUGUUGAGCGUCUUGUGCCUCCAAUGAACAGGAGUUUUACAACAACCAAUCACUCCACGGUUUUGGGCCUAUCUGAUUUUGAAAUGCAGAGGAUCGGAGUUGCAGCAGCAGUUUCGUUACUGGGAGGACUCAUUCAAGUAGCAAUGUUUGUGCUGCACUUGGGCCGUGCCACCUUCUUGCUGACGGAGCCAGUGAUAAGUGCAAUGACAACAGGAGCAGCCACACAUGUCGUGACUUCACAAGUGAAGUACCUCUUGGGAAUGAAAAUGCCAUAUAUCUCGGGACCCCUGGGAUUCUUUUAUAUUUAUGCCUACAUCUUUGAAAACAUCAAAUCCAUUCAGUUGGAAGCUUUGCUGCUGUCUGUGCUGAGCAUUGUGCUACUCGUUCUUGUUAAAGAGCUGAAUGAAAAAUUUAAAGGGAAAAUUAAAGUGGUUCUUCCCAUUGAUUUGGUUUUGAUAAUAGCUACCUCUGUUGCUUGCUACUAUGCUGAUAUGGAGUUCAACUAUGGCCUGGAAGUUGUGGGACAUAUUCCAGAAGGUAUACCACCACCAAGGCCACCACCUAUGGAUAUCCUCCCUGAAGUAGUUACGGAAGCAUUUGGAGUGGCAUUAGUCGGCUAUGUAGCAUCGCUGGCCCUGGCACAGGGCUCUGCUAGAAAGUUCAACUACUCCGUGGAUGACAACCAGGAGUUCUUGGCUCACGGGCUUAGCAAUGUGAUUCCCUCAUUCUUCUUUUGCAUACCAAGUGCGGCAGCCAUGGGGCGGACUGCUCUUUUGUACAGCACUGGAGCAAAAACACAGGUGGCUUGUCUAAUAUCAUGCAUAUUGGUGGUUGUGGUCAUCUAUGCAAUAGGACCCAUGCUAUACUGGCUCCCUAUGUGUGUCCUAGCAAGCAUCAUUGUUGUGGGGCUGAAGGGGAUGCUGGUGCAGUUCAGGGACUUAAAAAAGUAUUGGAAUGUGGAUAAGAUAGAUUGGAGCAUAUGGGUUAGCACUUACGUGUUUACAGUUUGCUUUGCUGCUAAUGUGGGAUUGCUAUACGGUGUUAUCUGCACUAUCCUUGUUUUGGUUUUUCGUUUUCCAAGAGCCACAACACUAAAUCUGAAACAGAUUAAAGAAGCGGAAUGCAGGUUCAAGCCAGAAGCAGAUUCUGAAUCUUGGCAAUUUGUAAAAAUAAUGUCAGUAAACAACCCACUCGUUUUUCUGAAUGCUAAGAAGUUUCAUACUGACCUAUUAGAAAUAAUCCAGAAAGAGAGCACAGGUGCCCAGCAGUUCUCCGAAGAUACAAACAAGUGUGAACAGAACACAUUGCUCAGUCCAUUGCCAAAUGGAAAUUGCCGUGGUGAGCCUUCAGCACACCAGCAUCCCAGUGAAAGGUGCACCCUCAUAUUAGACUGCAGUGGCCUGACUUUCUUUGACUCUACUGGCCUCUCUGUGCUUACUCAGAUCUGCAUGGAUUCUAAAAAAAGAAAUAUUGAUGUUUUGCUAGCAAAUUGCAAAGCUUCGUUGAUAAAGGCAAUGAAACUCAGUGGAAAGCUGGAAUCUGAAAGCCCUGUCUUCUUCGAGUCCCUUUCUUCGGCUGUUGGUGCUGUUCAAUUCAACAGGAAUUUCUGCAAACUUAAUGAACACAGUGAGGUCUGAUGCCAGCCAGAUGUAUUUAUCUAUCUGCUCAUCUCCAGAAGGAACGUCUCUAGAAGGAACAACACCACAGGGUUUCCCUGGAUCUUUAAGCACGGGAUUUCAUUGGUGAUGAAUUGUAUGCCAAGUAACUAUCAAACCCAGUAGCAACCGUGUUUACUGGUGUGUAGUUCCUGACAGUUUGCUUCUGAAUGACCACAAGUGACUUUUUUAUAUAACCUGGAUUGUUCUUUAGUAGCUACAUAUUUUGUAUACAUUUAGAUUUUUUUUAAAAAUAGAAAACAAUUUAGGAUAUUACUUUAUUACAGUGAUGUAUAUUGUCUUAGCUUUGUCCUGUUGUAACUUUGUGGUAUCAUUUCUGUGCAUGAGAGAAUACAAAGUUAUUGAAUUUUGUUCUGCAACUGAUGGUAUCUGAACAUACAAACACAAGCGGUGAUAUAAGAUCAUUUCUUCUCAAAUACCUACAAUGCACAUAGCGUGUUGAUACUGUCACACUCUGUCAAAGUCACUGUAUUCGCUGGCUGGUUCAAGUAUCACCUGUCUUAAACAUAUUUUCUCAUGGUUUUAUAAUGUUGUUUAGUUUUUUGAUUGCUAUAGUCUCAGUUGUGGAAGCAGCUUAGUAUUUGUUGCUGAGAUUCUCUAGUUUGACCUUAGCUCACACAUAUGUAAACUGAGUUCAGUAGUUUCUUUACAGUGAGUUGAAAUGUUAAAUAUCUUAUUUUGAGGCAGAUUUUAAAAUGGAUGGCCUGCAUUCAUAGUAAAAUCUGCUACCAAAUAAUAUAUUUGAAUGAGGGAAUGUGCAGGUUUUUUUGUGUGUGCAUCUGCUGAUAUGAAGUACUUUGCAUACACAGGGGACGAUUUACAUAGAUGUGUACAUUUAUUCUGGCACAGGAGUUUGAAAUGGCUUUAGAAAUUAGGAAUUAGCUUCCCCAAGCAUGCUCUGGGUUUCUUUAUAUCACUGCCAAAUGGCACAGAGUUGUAUGGUGAUAUAGCAUUAUUACUUCUUCCAUUACUUCUCAAGUUUGAAACAUGAAGAAAUGAAGUGGUAAAUUAGAAGUAUACACAACUACAUUUCCCCCAGAUUUUCUACAUUUGCCUAUAAAUCAUCCUUAGAAUGGCAUCAUACAACCAAUUAUGACAGGCUGUGUAGAAUCCUUCCAUCCCUGAUUGAGUGGAAACACAUGUGUGACUCAUCUAGGAAAGUUAAGAAGAAACUGCUAGGGAAAGAAUGGGAAAUGGCACUGAAGAAACAGCAAGGGAAGUUGAGGUACCAUUUCAGGAGAAAUAUCCACUCUACUGUGAUUACUAGUUUCAAAUCAAAAAUCAAGAGUGAAGAAUAUAUUUCUUAUGCCUAAAAUAUAGUAUUAUUUUAUUAUCAAACUGUGAUAGAGUUCAUUGUCAUUAACUAACUUUCCAAGGAAUUUCAAAGUAAGGUGCAGUGACUGUUGCUGGUUGAAAAUGAAAGAUUCAUACUUUAUUUAUAAACAGCUAUGCUAGUGUGAAUGCUUGUGGGGAGUGGCACAUAAGCGAAGCUUUAUGUAUGUUAUGGUCUUCUUGAACUUUCAUGUUAGCAUAGCAACUCUUAGGAUUAAGUCUAUUUAGGAAAUUUAUGGAAACGGUAUUCUGAUUUUGGAUUAGUUGUCCAGCUCGACUCUAAGGUAGAGAAAAUAACCUUCAUUUAAAAUAAUUUUUUAACAGAUAAAAUUUUGCACAAUUUCUUUCUGUUCUGAGCAUUUCAAACUAUAUGUAUAAGAACAGUAUUUCUAACAUUCAGGAAAAAUGCAGUAAUAUUUUUUAACUGCAAAACAACAAGGCAAUCCCUGGUAAAGAUCAACAGCAGAAAAGUGGAAAACCAUCCGGGAAGUGAGAAAAUAUAUCUGUAUUGUAGGACAAUAGCAAUGUAAUAUAUUCAGUAAUAGUACAGUGUGCAAAGGUGCAUUCAUACAUUCAUAAUAACAUUCCUAAUAUGUCCAAAAUCCUUUGAAUCUGUCAAAACAGGGGACUCAAUGCCCCACUCCAGCAGUUUCAGGAACAGGGCAAUUGUCCAAUGGGUAGAUCAAUUUGUAUAAUAAACUGCGUUCUAUACGUUUGUAUAAUAAACUGCAUUCUGCGUUCUGCAUUCUGGUUUUCCACUUUUCUACUGUUAUAUUAAGGCAGGACUGCCAUAUUUAAACUAGGUAUUAUGGACAAUCCAAACUAGAUAUGGCUAGUUCAGUGACAUCAAGAAGGACAUUGACUGUAUCGCAGCUGUCAUGCAUUGCUUUAAGUAUUCCAGUUAUUGGUUUGGAAAUAAAUGUAUGUGUCUGGCAUAUUGAAAAGCAGUGAAACAUCAGUGCUGACUACACUUCAUUGAGUGGGAACAUGCUAAGAAAUUGAGUCUAUUGACGUGUAGGGAUGUGCAAAACUCGAUUUCAAUGGCUAUUUUUGUCUUCAACUUAUCCACAAAAAUUGAUGUUCAAUUUUCAUAAAACUAACUUAAAUCAUUGAAGCACAUCACAUUCAUAUCAUUACCUGCAAUUUCACAUCAUGUUGUCAUUCAAAAACACAAAGCACUACAGUUCUGAAUAACUGUUGCGUACCUUCAGAGAAAUUGGGCACUGGGUUCCUCAUGUAAAAGGUGUAUAAAUUAAUGCAGAUCUGAAUACAUGUGCACUUGGCACCCAGUUAACUUUAAUCUGAAACCGUUUGUGCAAUGGAUGCUUAUGUGCAACAGCAAACAUGGGAUUGGCCGUGGCUAUUCAUUUUCUAUGAUUCAUGCCUUAUGCAAAAAUCCAGAAAUGUAUACAAAGUGCAUCCAUAAGAAGUUUCUGCUUAUUCUGGGAAGAGGUCUCAAAAUAUGAUCAAUCCAUUAAAAAUUAUAUAUGAAAUCCUGUAUUAAAGUCAGACAGCUUAGAAGCAUUGUAUAGUAUAAAGGCACACUGAGUUAAAAAUGUAUAUUCCUGCCAUUUCUGCUGCUAACACAUUGUGGUCAUGAUUUGUUUAUUUGCAGUGAAUGCAGGGGAUCUGUACUCUGUGCCCAGAGAGCUCCAAGCAAUCACACUUAAAUAAUUGCCUCAUGUUAUGUUGUAUUAUGCUGGUUGUUUACAAUUGUGUCUGCAGAACAUUGGGUUCAUUUUCUAUACUGGCUGGACUAAGAAACAAUAGAUUUGAGUGGGUCGUUUAAACUAUAAAAAGAGAGGAAAACUGUUGAAUCUCAGUGUGCUAUAGACUUCUUCUUUGGCUCUCAGGAGUUAGAAAAGAGUGGAGCAGGGAGAGAAAGAUUCUUAACUAGAGUGGCUGCAGGCAAAUAGUCUUAAAAAGUGUUGUCUUUACUGGGACAAGGAGCCAGUUCUGUGAAGCAUCGAAUAACUCUACUUAUCAACAAUGCCAUCCUAAGCUCGGGAGGGUGUAAUUGUUUAGGAUUGCCCUGUAAGUGACUCUGGCAGACAAGGGUUCUCUGUGUGCCAAUGUACAUAUGCAAAAAACAGUAACCACAUGUGAUAAAAUGGCUGUCACAGAAAGAAAAUAGCAUGCGAAGAAAUGCUUCGUGUCAUAAUGACAAUGGGCAUAAUAUGUUUAAAAAUCCAUCCUACGAAUCCUCUCAAAGUCAACCACUGUUUAUUGGCUUUCUUUGAAUCCCUAGAGAACGAUAUAGCUGAAACCAUUGAUAUUAGCAAUCACAACAGUGCAUGCCUCUUUUUACUGGAAAUCAACAGAUGUCCCUGGUUCUGUUCUUGCAUUGUUCCAGAAUUUCUCUUGGCACUGUAAAAAUAAACAGGAGUCUAGUGGCAUGUAAAAUAGUUACAAGAUUUUAUUUCAGCAUAAGCAUUUGUGGAUUGGAGCCCACAAAAGCUGGGUUUUUUUAGUUUUUAAGAUGCCACUAAACUUCUGUUUGUUUGUUUGUUUUUGCUGCGGCAUUCCUACCCUGCUGGAAGUCGUCUCAGCAUUUUGUUUUAUGCCUUAAUUCCAGUUCAAUUUAGAGUAUUACAAAAAAUUGCAGAGCUGGAUUCUGUGCAAUUAGCUUUCAGGAUUUUUUCCCCCAGGUGACCUGUGUCUUUUCUUUUGAUCUUGAUGCUAUCCAUGCCCAUGUUGCAUUCUGCAACAUACUGGCCUUGAUGCAAUAAUACAUUCCAUUCCGUCAGCAUUCUUUGUGUUGGUGCUUUCCUGAUGCACAGCACACAUAUAUAUGCAUUUUGAAAAAUAGACAGAGAGAAGUUUUAUACAACUCUACAUACAGUCAGAUCAAGGUUUCUCUUUUCUGGUGUUUUACCAGUGUGUGUCAGUAACAGAAGAUUUUAAAAGGCACUAAUGAAUUUAAAGAACUGAAAGAGGAAACGAGUGGCACAUGUACUGUUUGGAACAAAAUUCAGAAAUUAAAAAAUGGCACAAUGGGGAAUUCCUAGUGCACAAGGCCUGAUAAACUGAAACUUCAAAAGCUAGGAAAAUGUCAAAAGAAGAGAAGUUUGGAAGCAUCUGUACUUUUUACAGAGUUCUCCAUUGGUUCCGUGUGAAGUGGUACAACUCAAUGAUACAAAUGCUCAGUAUUUUGAUUUUCAUCUAGCACUUUAAAGAAAGCACUGACUUUUAUGUUUUACUAUCCAGAAGUCAUCUGUACUUUCUAAGCUAUUACGUUAAUUUCAUGUUUGUUAUCAUCUUUUUAGAGAUUUCUUCCAAGCCUCAUAUUGACAUAAUAAUAGAACAUCUUGUCAAAUCAGACCUGAGUUCUAGCAUACUCUCCAAAAGUAGCAAGAAAAAUGCUGUCAGGAAUCCUGCCAUGAUAGAGACAAGCAUCCCUGUUGUUGCUCUCAGCAUUUAAUAAGUGCAGAUGGACUGUAUCUGAACCUGGAGGUUCUAAGGAUUUGGCUUACCUUCCAUGAAACUGACCAAUUCUUUUGAGAAUAAGAAUCUCAGCUAAUAAUCUUUCACCACUUUCCAGCUGAGUUUUUUUAAUGCAGUAUACAUUGGAAGAUAUAUUUUAGUGAGAGUUCAUCAACAUGGCAGUUUUCCUGGUUCCAUAGCAGCUGCUGUAGUACUCAGCUGAGAGUGCUAGUAAUUGUCCUUAGUGGAGAAAUUGAAUAUUUAUAGGGGAAACAAGAGGACACUAUAAGAAGGACUCAGACCAUAAGGAGAAACCCACGAUUCAGUCAGAAAAUACUCUGUGGUGGAAAUACCAUUAGAUUGACUCUCAUCCAUGUUUUCACGGGGGUUUAUACACUCUUGCAAGUUAGUUGUACUUUAGCUAACUACACGCCCCAGAGAUACAGACCUGCUUUGUGUAAACUGUAGGGACUGACAGGGACUUGUGUGAAGAGAAGUAUCUUGCAUGUUUGGGUUGAUGUGCUCAAAUUAAGGCUGACUGCCUUACCUACUAAGAGUUGGCUUCUUCCAGUAUUUUUCUACUCAGUCUCACUGUACUUCCCCUUUUACUACAGCAACCAUCCCACAUGGAUUUUGUGGGAUAAGCCAACUCCCAUUAUCUCUAGCAUAGCAUUUUUUGUGGUCACUACUUCCAUUUUCAUUAGCAGGAAAUUUGGUUUGUUCUAAACCCUUCCUCCCAUCUCUUAGAGAUUUACAAAUCAACUACUGAGCAAGAAUUUUUUGAAAAAAUAAAACGAAAGUACAGUGUUAGAGAACAAAGUUGGUGACAAUCAUAAAUGAUGCAUUAAAAUAUGUAAUAAGGGAGAUCUGCUCAGAUCAUUGCUAUGCAAAUUAAAUGUCCCUAAUGUUCAUCACGUGCUUUUCCUUUUAAAGGUUAUUUCUCCCUGAAUCCGUAUAUUAAGUGUCAAAAAAGUCUGGCUUUAGGUACCUUAUUGUAAUUUAUUGGACACUGGGACAGAGCCGGAUGGUAUAAAUCUAAAAUUUAGGAUACCUUCCUUGUUUCAUGAAAAAACUUAAUGUGCCAAAGAGCAUUUGUGAAUAUUGUUUGACAUUUACUGGCUUGCAAAAUAUACUAAUGAAUUGUUUUGAAAAGAAUGCACUUCCUAGGAGGGAUACAUCCCUCUAUCGACCAAAAAUGUCCUUAUAAAUAAGAGCACUUCUAGAGUCGAUGUUAAAUGGUGCUUUCAUCCUUCAAAUGGAUUUUAUUAAGGAUUAGACAGUCAGUUCAUUUCUGUAUGUUUAACAAUGCAUUUCAUUUGUUCUUUUCCUGUUUGUUAUUAGCAUAUGCAAUAAUAAUAAAUUUAUACAGAAAUAAAUUAGAAUGUGAAGUAAUUUUCACACUGAAGGGAAAAGGGUUGUUUUCUUUUUGAUGGUAUUGUGUUAAAGGUUUUUUAACAUUCUGUGCUAAAUGGUCCAGACUUUGUCAACUUGAGUAUAUAAAAUUUUAGUGGUGAUAAGACACAAUAGAAUUGCCUUCAUAUAAUACAUUGUAUAAACAUU
This is a messenger RNA of Eublepharis macularius, 8628 nucleotides long. RefSeq names its product solute carrier family 26 member 7 (gene SLC26A7). Gene Ontology annotation, biological process: transmembrane transport. The transcript has 18 exons. Gene Ontology annotation, molecular function: chloride transmembrane transporter activity; sulfate transmembrane transporter activity; bicarbonate transmembrane transporter activity. Lineage: Eukaryota; Metazoa; Chordata; Lepidosauria; Squamata; Eublepharidae. The record is from RefSeq and is a predicted model, not a curated record. Gene Ontology annotation, cellular component: membrane. Bases 298 to 2274 code for a protein of 658 amino acids.